Molecule: messenger RNA, 1224 nt
Organism: Rotaria socialis
Lineage: Eukaryota; Metazoa; Rotifera; Eurotatoria; Philodinida; Philodinidae
Source: the annotation of a GenBank genome assembly
AUGUCACAACGAUAUAUGUUAACAUCAAAUAUAUCGCAAACAGAUAUUAAUACUAGUAAAAAUGAGAUCGAUGUAAUUGAAGGUGAUGGAUCACAUCCAAUUAAAGUUAUUGCAUUCAAAGUAGAUACACCAUUAUCAGCAGCAAUAUCGACGAAUAUCCAUAAUCCAUUGAAUAAUGCAAUUGAAUUACAUAUUGGCGAACGAGAAAUGAUUGGUCAGGGUACAUUUGGAAAAGUUUUCAAAGCAAAAAUAACGACUACACAAGAAAUCGUUGCAAUAAAAGAAAUUGAAAUUGAAGAUAAAUUUAAAUCUCGAGAAUUAGAUAUUUUAAAAGCAAUGAUUCAUCCGAAUAUCGUUCGACUAAAAUAUUAUUUUUAUUCAUCAUCUAUAAAAGAUAUUCUAUGUCUUAUUAUGGAAUAUAUGCCAAUGAGUGCUCACCAAUUGAUAUCAAAUUAUCGACAUAAUCAUAAAAUUCUUCCAUUAUUUUAUACGAAACUAUUUUCCUAUCAAAUGCUACGAGGUCUUGGGUAUCUACACAUACAAGGCGUUGCACAUCGUGAUCUUAAACCAUCGAAUAUGAUUGUUGAUUUCGAUGCAGGAAUAUUAAAAAUUUGUGAUCUUGGAAGUGCAAAAAAAUUAAAUCGAAAUGAAAAAUCAGUAUCCUAUGUAUGUACUCGAUAUUAUCGAGCUCCAGAACUUUUACUUGGUUGUACCGAAUAUACCACAGCUGUUGAUAUAUGGUCAGCUGGUUGUUGUAUAGCUGAAUUUCUCAAUGGUUAUCCUAUAUGUCGUGGUGUUGAUUCAAGUGAUCAAAUGUAUCGAAUCAUAAAAAUAGUUGGUAUCCCAAAUCGAGAUGAACUACGUGAAAUGAAUCCACGUUAUACGGGUUCAGUUGAUUUAACUGUGAUUACAUUCAUACCGCGUACAUUGCGUGGCUAUUUACCUGAACGUACACAAGAAUCAGCAGUAGUUUUACUUGAACAACUAUUAAAAUAUAUACCCAACAAACGGUUAACAUGUCAAGCAGCGCUUGCAUCGGACUUUUUUACUGAAUUAAAACAAAAUUCAAUAUUAUUACCGAAUAAACGUAAUUUACCACCAUUAUUUAAUUUUCGUGAAAAUGAACUUUCGAAAAGUUCACAUUUAUAUUCAACUAUUGUACCAGAUUUUCUACGAAAUAAUCUUCCCACUGUAUAUGAAAUUGAUAAUCACAAGCAAACAUAA